GCAACCACGUUACACAAUGCCCAUGUGACAUUAUCUCUGGCUCAUGUACAUGGCAGGCAGUUUUGGUCAAAGUUUCUGAGAUGCUAACUGUUGGUUAUUCAUUUAUUUAAAUGAAAGGUAAAGAUGCAGCUGAAGAACUACUUAUACAAGUUGACGGUGAAUCUUUAACGCAGUCUGUUGACCGAGAUCGCAAACUCUAAACGCAUUUUUCAUGUAAGAGUAUUAGGAUGCUCUCCUGUCUGAUUUAGGUUAGCAACAUCUUCCAGUGUUUAUAUACCUUCAUCUUUGUGUAUCCCGCAUCGUUUCAUCUGGAAUAAAGGAAAAUAAGUUGCGAAUGAAGCCGUCAAGCGCUGAAAGUCGUUUAACGUUACACUCUUGAUAUUGAACUGAAUCGGACACAACAUGAUAUCGCGACAGAGUAAGGAUUUUCUCAUACGGAUCGCCGGUUACUGGAAGCCGCUUUUCAGAGGCAGAUUUCUAAUCGUGACGAACACCGUAAGUUGUGGAGGAAUGCUUGCAGCCGGCGACUUCAUCCAGCAAACGAGAGAAACGCGGAGGACACCCGGAAGAACACGUGAUUGGUUUCGUACAGGUUGCAUGUUUGCAGUGGGGUGCUCCAUGGGUCCUGUUAUGCACUAUUGGUACAUGUUGCUCGACAAAUACUUUGUUGGUAAUGGCAUUAAAAAUGUCUGCAAGAAAGUUCUCACAGACCAAUUGGUCGCGUCGCCAACACUGGGAGCCUGGUAUUUCCUUGGCAUUGGUGUAAUGGAGGGCCACACUCUGUCAGAGGCACAAGCAGAAUUCAAAGACAAAUUUUGGGAGUUUUAUAAGGCAGAUUGGUGCGUUUGGCCAGCGGCUCAGAUGGUAAACUUCUACUUCUUGCCUCCCAAGUUCCGUGUCCUUUAUGUAAAUAUAAUUACUCUAGGAUGGGACACUUACCUCUCCUACCUCAAACACAGGGACAAAGUAGGGGUCCCAACAAUUGCUGAUUGACAUCUGAAGAAAUGGUGGACUAUUUGAAACGCGGCAUUGAUCACGAAAUUAAAUUAAAUAUUGUUUUUUUUAUUUCAAGUUAUAAAUUUCUAAUUAUUUGAUCUAUAAAAUAAUGAUGCAAGCUAAAUAUUACACUAUCUUUUGAUUUUUUUUUUUAAAUAUUUUUAAUUGUCUUUAAAUGUGUAUUGUUGACACAUGAAUAACUUAAAUGAUAUUGUUUUACAAGUUUUUUCUCUUAAUGGUAUAGUACAGACUUUUAACAGUAGUUUUUUUACUGUAACAAGUCAUACUUUGAUUUCAGCCAACCAGAAAUGCCAAUACGUCAUGUAUACAGUUGUGAAGGUAUACUUUUAUAUUAUGCUACGUUAGAAGUAAUGUGGCUGGGUGUUUGUUCGCCACUGACCUGAACAUGAACGGUUACUAUUCCAUCAUUGUUUUUCACAAAUUGCCUUUAUAUGAACAUGCUUGUAUUUUUUAUGAUGAAAGAAAUGUAUUUAAAGACCUUUGAUCUCCGCGUUGUCAUUAUGUGACUUAAAGUGAUUAUUUGUUGAACAAUAAAUUUGUUUGGUUUUUGAUGA
This is a messenger RNA of Triplophysa dalaica, 1571 nucleotides long. It is a transcript of the gene mpv17l2, whose product is annotated as MPV17 mitochondrial inner membrane protein like 2. Lineage: Eukaryota; Metazoa; Chordata; Actinopteri; Cypriniformes; Nemacheilidae. Bases 403 to 993 code for a protein of 196 amino acids. The transcript is spliced from 5 exons. The record is from RefSeq and is a predicted model, not a curated record. Gene Ontology annotation, cellular component: membrane; cytoplasm. Gene Ontology annotation, biological process: mitochondrial ribosome assembly.